AGGAACAGAGUCAUUAUACCUGCCAGCCUCCAAAGCAAGCAGAAGGCACAGAGUUCCUCAGUGACGGACAGAGAAACGGACGUCAGUCAGUCAGCCGCUGCUUCCCCCGAGGAUAAUGGACACGAGUGGACAGAUGAUGAUGCUCAAGGCUCUCACACUUCUGGGACUCUUCUUAGCCUCCUCAGUGUCUGCUCUUGCAACAAAAGACUCUGCACAGAACCUGAUUUGUACUACAUCCUCUCGAUCCUUGACUCCUCCCACCUCAGCACACUCUCUCAGACCUGGAGAUGUGACUCAGAUGUCUGCUCUAGCCAUACCUCACCCACCUCAGACUGACGUGUCUCGGCUUAUGGACAGAAUGUGGGAACUGAUGUCCAUGUUCAGCCCCGGUCUUAUCAAUCCGUCAAAUGAUAAGUCUCUUCAUGUCAACGCAGAGGAGAUGAUUGAAUUUCUCAACCACCAAGAGCUGGAUGACUGGAAGCUGGUGCUGCUGUUUGUGCAGAUGGACAGCCUGUGCGUUUGCCCAGAGCAGGUGAGCAACACUGUUCAGGUGGUUGAGAAGACAAUUGGGUUCUUACACUCUCAGCUUAAGAAGACCAUUGUUAGUGUCAUGGUGUGGGAUAGUUCAGCCCAACCUGGGUAUCUACAGCACAGCAGGGCUUGCCCCUGCAGUGGGGCACGGGCCGCAGGAGAACUGAGACUGCUGAAGGCUGUACUCCCUCAGGUCUUGCAGGAAGCUCUACACCGCCACCUGGUGGACAAGAAGUUUUACAGCGACAGGGAAGAUUUCACUGUGGUGCUGCAGAAUGCACCUGUUUUUUCCCACCUCCCUGGAACUGAAUCUGGGCACUAUACUGUGGAUGAGUCACUCCACACUAACAAGCUGGCUGUACAGUUGUGGGCAAACCUUCUUCAGCCCGCUGAAGAGCAACGGGAUAUGGACGACACAAGCUUUGGGAUCCCAUGCCCAAGCGAGGAGCAUCCGUACCUGAGGACAGAAAGAAACUCCCCGUCCGAGUCAUAUGUGAGCGCUGCGGCUCCUGCUGCUGGCUCAGUAAUGGGAACGGAAAUGCCUUGUAUGGACCGCAGUCCUUCUCCUGUUACACCAACCUCUGUGCAUGAAAUCCGUCCAGCUGACCUAAGAGUGGUGGCGGCGAUAGGGGACUCACUGACAGCGGGUAAUGGGGUUGGCGCUACUAACGCUAAUAACCUGCUCCAGGUGCUGGUUCAGUACCGUGGCCUGUCCUGGAGUGUGGGAGGAGACAAGAACCUGUCAUCUGUCACCACUCUGCCAAACAUCCUAAAAGAGUUUAAUGCCAACGUGACGGGCUUCUCGGAGGACAAAGGGAAGGAGAACACUCCACAGGCGUUCCUCAACCAGGCCGUUGCUGGGUCCAAAGCCAAUAACCUGAUAGGACAGGCUCGGGCCUUGGUGAACAGGAUGAAGACAGACACGCGUGUUAACUUCCAUACUGACUGGAAGGUCAUCACUGUGUUCAUCGGCGGCAAUGACCUGUGUGACUACUGCUCGAACGCUCUCGUCUUCUCCCCAGACAACUUUGUGAGACACAUCAGAGAGGCGCUGGACUUUCUUCACAAAGAGGUUCCGAGGGCCAUAGUGAACCUGAUCGAGCCCAUCCACAUCACCCCUCUGAGGCGCAUGCACCAGGAGCCCUCAAUCAGGUGCCCCACCUGGCUGGUCAAUAUUAUCUGCCCCUGUGUUGUCGGACCAAAGCAGAACUCAGAUGCAGAGCGGAGGCUGAAUGAUCUCAACAGACUUUACCAGCGGGCCAUCCACGAACUGAUUGAGUCUGAGCGUUAUGACACACAUGACAAUUUCACCGUGGUCAUACAACCUUUCCUGAGGGAGAUUGUACUUCCUGUACUUCCAGACGGGCGUCCAGACCGCUCUUAUUUCUCUCCUGACUGUUUCCACCUAAGCCAGAGGGCCCACACGCAAAUGGCACGAGCACUGUGGAAUAACAUGCUAGAGCCUCUGGGCAAUAAGACUCACAUUCAGGACUUCACAGCUGGCCUCAAGCUCACGUGCCCCUCUCAGAGCUCCCCCUUCAUGAGGACUUACAAAAACAGCAACUACACCUAUCAAGGCCCUAAACCAACACCACCUCCAACCACGGAAUGGGGCAGAGAUUUCUCCUGCAAGUCUGUGGCUCCAUCCGCCUCCGUGCCCACGUCAGCACACAAACUCAGGCCUGCUGAUAUCAAAGUGGUGGCUGCACUGGGGGACUCUAUUACGGCUGGACGUGCAGCAAAGGCCAAAACCUACAAUGACCUAAAAAAAGAGUAUAGGGGGGUGUCAUGGAGUAUUGGGGGUGACAACGACUUAAAGACCAUCACUACUCUGCCAAAUAUUCUAAAGAACUUUAACCCCUCCAUCCAAGGCUUCUCAAAGGGUCAAGGGUCAUUUCAAAAAGGGUUCAACAUGGCCGUCUCGGGAGCACAGGCCUCUGAAAUCCCAGCACAGAUAAGGUCUCUUAUCCAAGCCAUGAAAACUAACAAUAAAGUCAACUAUGCAGAGGACUGGAAGCUGGUGACACUGUUUGUUGGAGUCGGUGAUUUGUGUCACUACUGCAAAGACCAAAAUAACCUGUCAUCAAAGAACUUCACUGAACAUCUUAUUGACAGCCUGGACCUGCUGUAUGGUGAGGUGCCACGGGUGUUGGUAAACAUCCUUGAAGUUCCACAAAUUGAUUUAUUGAAGAAAAUCAACAAAGGGACCCUGACCUGUAGCUUCCUUCCAAGGGAAACAUGUCCGUGUGUGAUUGUUCCUGAUGAGAACUCCCCUGAGCUGAUGGAGCUGAAGAGGGUCAAUGUGGAGUACCAGGCUGCAUUGGAGCAGUUGGUGUCUGGGGGGCGCUACGAUGAACGGGAGGAUUUCGCUUUGGUCCUCCAGCCCUUUUUACUACAUCCCAUGGUCCCUUUGGUCGGGGUUGGGCAGCCUGACCUGAGUUACUUCUCCCUGGACUGCGUUCACCUCAGUGAGAAGACUCACUCUGAAAUGGCCACCGCGCUCUGGAACAACAUGCUGGAACCAGUUGGCAGGAAGCAUUUCUACACCAACUUCACAUAUGACCGCACAAAGAUUCACUGUCCCUCAGAGGCUCAGCCGUUCAUCUUCACCCACCACAACAGUCAACCCAGCCCUGUCCCAGUCACAACCCCAGGCCCCACAUCCACCCCGCGCGAAACAACCUCUGCCCCUCCAGUGCCCUCAUGCCCAGCCUCUGUGCCUGUGUGGGUACCAGUGGUCCUGGCCAUAACAGGCCUUCUGAUUGGCUGGGGACUCACCUGGAUGGUGUUCUCGCGGCAACAAAGACGGAUGCUGAAGAGCAUGAAGACAGAAGGAAAGGACACAGACAAGAAAGAGACAGGGUUGUAA
Clupea harengus (Atlantic herring) is the source of this 3400-nucleotide messenger RNA. Its product is annotated as phospholipase B1, membrane-associated-like. NCBI's taxonomy places the organism in Eukaryota, Metazoa, Chordata, Actinopteri, Clupeiformes, Clupeidae. The record is from RefSeq and is a predicted model, not a curated record. Gene Ontology annotation, molecular function: A2-type glycerophospholipase activity; retinyl-palmitate esterase activity; phosphatidylcholine lysophospholipase A1 activity. Gene Ontology annotation, cellular component: brush border membrane. Gene Ontology annotation, biological process: phospholipid metabolic process.